GCGCCUGGUCUGCAGAGCUGAGUAGCGUCAUGAGUGGUGCCUAAACCCUUCUCUUGUCCACAGGACAAAGUUCAGGCCCUCAUUUCCUUGGCAGAGGAGGCUGAAUUUGGCCCAAGCCUUGCAUUUUCAUCUCCUCCAGUGCCUUACCAGGCACCCUGUGCUCCGGAAACAAACGACCUUUUGCUGUUGCCCAAGGAGCCCACCAUUGUGUGCUCUCCCAGGCCUUUGAAGAUGCCAGCCCCUCGGCCAGGGAUCCCCUUUCUUCCCUCUCUCCCGGCCCGGCUCCGGGCUCCGAUGGCUGUGAGCCCCUCCCAGGCCUGCGCAGGCUGAGUCCUCCCUACCGGGCUCCUCGGCUUCUCUCGUCCGUUUGAGACGCGAGAGUCACACGGACCAUCGUGACUUGCUCAGGCUACGCGGUGCGUCGUGGAUCUGCGAUGCUCGCCAUAGAACGAGGGCAAGUCACCGGUGGCUUAACGGAUCUGCUUCAGUUCUAGAAACCAAACCCUCCUUGGCACUGUUUCCCCAGGAUGGUGGCUUUCGAGCUUGAAGUGCCCAACUUGCUCGGGCGUAGGAGCCCCCACUUGCCCUGCCCGUGCCCCAGGAUCUUUGCACAGGAUCUCCAGCCAACUGGGUACAUGGAAAACUCCGUCUCCUACAGCGCCAUCGAAGACGUGCAGCUGCUGUCCUGGGAGAACGCCCCGAAGUACUGUUUACAGCUCACAAUUCCUGGGGGCACUGUCUUGCUGCAGGCUGCCAACAGCUACCUGAGAGACCAGUGGUUCCACUCCCUGCAGUGGAAGAAAAAGAUCUACAAAUACAAGAAAGUGCUGAGCAACCCCAGCCGCUGGGAAGUCGUCCUGAAAGAGAUCCGGACUCUGGUGGACAUGGCCCUGACCUCCCCGCUGCAGGACGACUCCAUCAACCAAGCCCCGCUGGAAAUCGUCUCGAAACUGCUCUCGGAGAACACGAACUUGACUACCCAGGAGCAUGAGAACAUCAUUGUGGCGAUUGCUCCUUUGCUGGAAAACAACCAUCCGCCGCCAGACCUCUGUGAAUUCUUUUGCAAGCACUGCAGAGAGCGGCCCCGGUCCAUGGUGGUCAUCGAGGUGUUCACGCCCGUGGUCCAGAGAAUCCUCAAACAUAACAUGGACUUUGGGAAGUGCCCGCGGCUGAGGCUGUUUACUCAGGAGUACAUCCUUGCCUUGAACGAGCUCAACGCGGGGAUGGAAGUGGUGAAGAAGUUCAUUCAGAGCAUGCACGGCCCCACAGGGCACUGCCCGCACCCCCGGGUCCUGCCCAACCUGGUGGCCGUGUGCCUGGCUGCCAUCUACUCCUGCUACGAAGAGUUCAUCAACAGCCGCGACAACUCCCCGAGCCUGAAGGAGAUCCGGAACGGCUGCCAGCAGCCGUGCGACCGGAAGCCCACCUUACCUCUGCGCCUUCUGCACCCCAGCCCGGACCUGGUGUCUCAGGAAGCCACGCUGUCCGAGGCGCGGCUCAAGUCGGUGGUCGUGGCCUCCAGCGAGAUCCACGUGGAGGUGGAACGCACCAGCACUGCCACGCCGGCGCCGGCGGCCAGCGCGGGCGACGACAGCGAGCCCAGCCUCAUCGACUGCCUCAUGGUCAGCCCCGCCUGCAGCACCAUGAGCAUCGAGCUGGGCCCGCAGGCCGACCGCACGCUCGCCUGCCACGUGGAAAUCCUCAAGCUGCUGUCGGAUUACGAUGACUGGAGACCGUCUCUGGCCAGUUUGCUUCAACCCAUUCCAUUCCCCAAAGAAGCUCUCGCCCACGAGAAGUUCACCAAGGAGCUCAAGUACGUGAUUCAGAGGUUUGCCGAAGACCCGCGACAAGAGGUCCACUCGUGCCUGCUGAGCGUGCGGGCCGGCAAGGACGGCUGGUUCCAGCUCUACAGCCCCGGAGGGGUGGCCUGUGACGACGACGGGGAGCUGUUUGCCAGCAUGGUGCAUAUCCUCAUGGGCUCCUGUUACAAGACCAAAAAGUUCCUGCUGUCCCUGGCGGAGAACAAGCUGGGGCCCUGCAUGCUCCUGGCGCUGCGGGGCAACCAGACCAUGGUGGAGAUCCUGUGCCUGAUGCUGGAGUACAACAUCAUCGACAACAACGACACCCAGCUGCAGAUCAUCUCGACCCUGGAGAGCACGGAGGUGGGCAAGCGCAUGUACGAGCAGCUGUGCGACCGCCAGCGGGAGCUGAAGGAGCUGCAAAGGAAAGGCGGGCCCACCCGGCUGACACUGCCCUCCAAGUCCACAGACGCUGACUUGGCUCGUCUGCUGAGCUCUGGCUCCUUCGGAAACCUGGAGAACCUCAGUUUGGCCUUCACCAACGUAACCAGUGCCUGCGCUGAGCACCUCAUCAAACUGCCUUCUCUCAAGCAGCUGAACCUGUGGUCCACCCAGUUCGGAGACGCCGGCCUGCGGCUCCUGUCGGAACACCUCACCAUGCUGCAGGUGCUGAACCUGUGCGAGACCCCCGUCACCGACGCCGGCCUGCUGGCCCUGAGCUCCAUGAAGAGUCUCUGCAGUUUAAACAUGAAUAGCACCAAGCUCUCGGCCGACACCUACGAAGAUCUGAAGGCCAAGCUCCCCAAUCUGAAGGAGGUGGACGUGCGCUACACGGAAGCCUGGUGAAGCCCCGGCCGGCGCGAGGCGGGAAGACGUCUGCGACAAGACAACUCUUGACUAAUAGCUGUAGAACGGCCGGUCCUGGGGGCCGCCCGGCGCCCCGGCUGUGAGAUAGAUGGGGGAGUCUUUCUGGGGGCAGAGGGGGGAGGGGGUGGGGAGGGGUCCACAAGCACGCCCAGCCCCCGCCUAAUUCUUUUAGCUUUGUCAUUGGAACCUUUGACCUGAUCUCAAGUGGACUUUGUAGCAACAAGAGGAGCAUCAGCGGGUCGGGGAGGGGGUGGGGGGAGGGCCUGGGGCGGGGGACCUUCGUGGAUUUUCUUUGCCUUUGUGUUUGACGCCGUGUGGGAAGAGUCAACCCUGUCGCCGCCGCUGGGGCCGGGCGGAGGACGUCUCCUCCUUCCGAGGCCACGAGCUGCGCUGAGAGCCCGCCCCACCACCACGCCGUCGGGACGGAAGACCCAGUCAGUCACUGCACCUGUCCCGUGUCCUCACCAUUGCUAUGCAAAGUGGUUCUUGUUGUACAUAAGAGUUAAAUAAUGCACCUAUUUAAGACAUGUUGACAAAUUGCGGGUCUGGGACCCGCCUCUUAUCUUAUUUAUAAAGUCUUUGACCCUCCCCGCCCGCCCGCCGCCCCCUGGCGUGUAGUGCUGUGUAAACCAGUCGCCUGUCGGGUUAGUGGUAGUACUCUGGUUAUUUUUUUUAAAAGGAAACAGACAAAAAAAAAGAGAGAGAGAGGA
Microcebus murinus (gray mouse lemur) is the source of this 3376-nucleotide messenger RNA. The record is from RefSeq and is a predicted model, not a curated record. NCBI's taxonomy places the organism in Eukaryota, Metazoa, Chordata, Mammalia, Primates, Cheirogaleidae.